Sinocyclocheilus rhinocerous is the source of this 588-nucleotide messenger RNA. RefSeq names its product pleckstrin homology-like domain, family A, member 1 (gene phlda1). Gene Ontology annotation, biological process: positive regulation of apoptotic process. The record is from RefSeq and is a predicted model, not a curated record. The transcript is spliced from 2 exons. Gene Ontology annotation, molecular function: phosphatidylinositol phosphate binding. The coding region runs from base 85 to 504 and encodes 139 amino acids. Lineage: Eukaryota; Metazoa; Chordata; Actinopteri; Cypriniformes; Cyprinidae.
CCUCCAUCUAUCCAUCCAUCCAUCGGCUCAAACCUACCCACCCUCAGUCCAAAACCCGGAGCGUUUGAUGCGCGAUCGGAGGCGAUGCUGGAGUCCGGCGGCGGCGCGGUGCUAAAGGAGGGCGCGCUGGAGAAGCGCAGCGACGGUCUGCUGCAGCUGUGGAAGAAGAAGCGCUGCGUGCUGACCGAGGAAGGACUGGUGCUUCACCCACCCAGACACCACCACCACGACACCGCCUGCAAGGCGAAGGAGCUGCACUUCGCCAACAUGAAGACGGUGGACUGCGUGGAGCGCAAGGGCAAGUACGUGUACUUCACGGUGGUGAUGUCCGAGGGCCGAGAGAUCGACUUCAGGUGCCCGCAGGACGAGGGCUGGAACGCGGAGAUCACGCUGCAGAUGGUCCAGUACAAGAACCGCCAGGCGAUCCUGGCCGUCAAGUCCAGCCGGCAGAAGCAGCAGCUGCUCGUGGUCUCCGCGCAGAAGAUGCUCCGAAACGCGCAGUAGGAAGCGGCGAUAUCGACGGACGUUACCGCGCGUAAAAAGCGCUGGAUGCGCAUUACGGACGUCUCUUUAGUAAUGUCACCUUGC